AUGCUGGGCCCUGAGGGAGGUGAAGGCUUUGUGGUCAAGCUCCGCGGCCUGCCCUGGUCCUGCUCCAUCGAGGACGUGCAGAACUUUCUCUCCAACUGCACGAUUCACGAUGGGCCCGGGGGCAUCCACUUCAUCUACACGAGGGAGGGCCGGCAGAGUGGGGAAGCUUUCGUUGAACUUGGAUCAGAAGACGACGUAAAAAUGGCCCUGAAAAAGGAUAGGGAAAGCAUGGGGCACCGGUACAUCGAGGUGUUCAAGUCCCACAGAACCGAGAUGGACUGGGUGUUGAAGCACAGCGGUCCCAACAGCGCCGACAGCGCCAACGACGGCUUUGUGCGUCUUCGAGGACUCCCCUUUGGAUGCACAAAGGAAGAAAUCGUCCUGUUCUUCACGGGGCUGGAAAUCGUGCCUAACGGAAUCACGUUGCCUGUGGACCCUGAGGGCAAGAUUACCGGGGAAGCUUUUGUGCAGUUUGCCUCCCAGGAGUUAGCCGAGAAGGCCCUGGGGAAGCACAAGGAGAGGAUCGGGCACAGGUACAUCGAAGUGUUCAAGAGCAGUCAGGAGGAAGUUAGGUCCUACUCGGACCUCCCUCUGAAGUUCAUGUCCGUGCAGCGGCCGGGGCCCUACGACCGCCACGGCACGGCCAGGAGGUACAUGGGCAUCGUAAAGCAGGCCGGCCUGGAGAGGAUGCGGCCCGGCGCCUACAGCGCAGGCUACGGCGCCUACGAGGAGUACGGCGGCCUCAGCGACAGCGGCUACGGCUUCGCCACCGACGUGCUGGGGAGAGACCUCAGCUACUGUCUGUCGGGGAUGUACGACCACAGGUACGGGGACGGCGAGUUCGCGGUGCCCAGCACCACCGGGCACUGCGUGCACAUGAGGGGGCUGCCGUACAAAGCCACGGAGAACGACAUUUACAACUUCUUCUCGCCGCUCAACCCGGUGCGAGUGCACAUCGAGAUCGGGCCGGAUGGACGGGUGACCGGCGAGGCAGACGUGGAGUUUGCCACCCACGAGGAGGCGGUGGCCGCCAUGUCCAAAGACAGGGCCAACAUGCAGCACAGAUACAUCGAGCUCUUCUUGAAUUCGGCCACCGGGGCCAACAACGGGGCGUACGGCGGCCAGAUGGUGCAGGGGCUGGGGGUGUCGGCGGUGCAGGCAGCGUACGGCGGGCUGGAGAGCCAGGCGGUGAGCGGCUGCUACGUGGCGGGCUACAGCGGGCAGAGCAGCCUGGGCGGCUACGACUAG
Otolemur garnettii (small-eared galago) is the source of this 1248-nucleotide messenger RNA. Its product is annotated as heterogeneous nuclear ribonucleoprotein F-like. The record is from RefSeq and is a predicted model, not a curated record. Lineage: Eukaryota; Metazoa; Chordata; Mammalia; Primates; Galagidae. The transcript has a single exon. Gene Ontology annotation, biological process: regulation of RNA splicing. Gene Ontology annotation, molecular function: RNA binding. Gene Ontology annotation, cellular component: nucleoplasm; ribonucleoprotein complex. Bases 1 to 1248 code for a protein of 415 amino acids.